Messenger RNA from Bombus pyrosoma, 495 nucleotides. RefSeq lists its product as uncharacterized. NCBI's taxonomy places the organism in Eukaryota, Metazoa, Arthropoda, Insecta, Hymenoptera, Apidae. The record is from RefSeq and is a predicted model, not a curated record. Bases 1 to 495 code for a protein of 164 amino acids. The transcript has a single exon.
AUGUUAAGCGUUGUUGAGGAUAUUGAAAGUUCUGCUAACAUCGCAAAAAGUGAUUUGAUAGAUAUUUUAAAUAGUAAUAGUGACAGUAGUGAUAUUUCACUUUCUGUACGAGAACGUUGUAAGCGACUGGUUAUCGAAGAUGAUACCGACGACGAAGACCACAGUAAUCAUCAACAAUCAGAGCUAUGGAUUUGGAAAGAAGAAAUUAAUGAACCAAAAAUUUGGAACUAUACAGGGAUUUCUGGUAUAAAAGUGACAACUUUGAGUCAGUUAGGUGAAAACAAAAAAGAAGUAGAUGUUUUUAAUAUAAUAUUUGAUAAUAUAUUUUGGGAAAAUAUUGUUAUAGAAAUGAAUCGAUAUGCAAAUCAAAUAAUGAACAAUGAAAAUAAAAGACUAAAACUAGACGAAACUUGGUUUCCUGUAAACUGUAGUGAAAUCAAAAUAUAUUUUGCACUAUGUAUAAUAAUGGCUGAAGUUAAGAAAUCAACAAUAUAA